AGCGUCCGUUGCAACGGAAAAAAGUGUUGUGCCAACUGUGAAGAUGUACAACUUAUCAAUAUAUUGACCAAACCUGCAGUGUAUAUUCUGUUAUUGCGCUUUCCAAACAUUUAUACAAACUUUCUACAGAUCUUUUCACUAAUAUGAAAUUCUAAAAUGGAUUUAGAUCUCUAUAUAUUCAAUAACGUGGUUGUUAUGGAUUGAAAACCGAGACGAGAAUUAUUGAAAACAGACAAAUCUGUUGUUUGUUAGCGCUGAUUUUGUAUUCUAGAUCAGGGUUAAUCAGUCCAUACAUAGAUCUCAAUGGCUCUAGCUCAAUCAUCAGUACCAGCUAUUCCAGCAAGAAUAUCAAAUAUGGAUCCCAAUUUUAACAGGCCAAGUUCCGCCUUGGCUAGAGGUGUUCAGAUUACAGAAUUUAAAGACACUUCAGUAAAUCCUGAACCAGUGGUUCUCGAAGAAACAGAAAUAUUAUUAGAACAAUAUCUGUCCCCAAGAAAAUUAAAACUUCUUACUGGAUCUGAUAAUUUAGAAGAGGUGACGUCUCUAGAUCUUAAAGUAGACACAACAGAAACAAGUUUAGGAAAUUUUGGAUCCCUUUUACCGAAUCUAACACAACUUAAGAUGUCAGAAAGUGUUGUCCAUUCUAUCAGAGAUAUAGGAUCAUCAUUACGUGGUGUACGUGUAUUAUGGAUGUCACAGUGUGGUUUACAUGAAGUAGAUGGUAUUUCAUCAAUGACUAGUUUACAAGAAUUAUAUUUACCCUAUAAUGAAAUAUCUGAUAUAAGUACAUUAAGUAUGUUAGAUGAUUUACAGAUUUUAGAUAUAGAAGGUAAUAAUAUUGAUGAUAUAGCACAGAUGCAGUAUUUAGCUUUAUGUCAGAAUUUAACCAGAUUAACUAUAGAAGGAAAUCCAGUUUGUGUCAUGAGAACACCUGACAGUGAAGAGGUAAACUAUAAUUAUAGAGAAGCAGUAAAGAAUAUUUUGCCUAAUGUAGAGAUUCUAGAUGAUGAACCUUUAAUAACUGGAUCUCAACCAUCUAUGUCACUUAAUGCUUUCUAUAAAGAUUGGGAAUAUUUAGAAGAAUUACAGCAUGAUGCCUUAUUACAGUCACCAACAGAUGAAGAUGAUACACAAAUUGAUGUUGGCAGUCGACCAGGAACUGCUGCCUUAAAACCAGCAACAGCAUAUCGCCCUGGGUCAGCAUUAAGACCAUCUUCUGGAUUCCGUCCAAUAUCGGCAUCAACUAAACGACCUGCUACUAUAAGCGGAAGACCCUCCACUAGCAUUAGACCAACUACAGCUUUUGCUGAAAGACCUGCUUCAAGUGAUGCUGCCGAGACGACGACUGAUGGUGCUAGUGAUUUAACAUUAGGUAGUGUUAUAUGUGGUAACCCAUCUCGUGCAUUAAGAGAAAGAAGGAAGAUAACGCCCAAAACACCAGAUCAAGAUGAAUUUAGUUUUAAUACACCUAGAAAUACACAAAAGACAAGUAAUAAAAGUAUAGAUGAAGAAGAAGACAGUAAAACUAAUAUUGUAGAAGAAUUAAAAGAAUGGAGAAAAGAUCAUAAUGAUCGAAUGGUCAGGUUACAAGAAACUAAGACAGCUGAAGUGUUAGUGAUUGAUCACCAUGACGAUAACGAAGAUAGUUCAGUAGACGAUGAUUAUAUAGAUAUGACCAAAUCUAAUAAAACUGCUAAUUUAACAAGAAAGAAAGCAUUAAAUGACAGUAAAAAUUACGGUCGUGGUGAUAAACAUGAUGAAGUGCAUGAUGUUCAUUAUGAAAUAAAUGAAGAUGUACUUAAAAAACAUCGUUCUGCUAGCCCCACUAGACGGUCAAAUAGUUCAGGUUAUAACAGAAAUGAAGAUAAACAGAAACCAGUUUUAAAUCAGAUACACGACAUCAGGUUCCCCUAUGAAUCCAGUGGAAUGUCUGUACCAGUAGUUAAGACUCCUCCGGAAAAAGUUAUGCCACCCAUUGUACCUCGAUCAGCUUCUUCCCGAGCAGUGUUACCCACACCACCUCGAAUCAGACGACAACUUCCUCAAGUACCAAGUUUACCUUCUAAACCGUCAUCUCCAAAAUCGUAGCUUGUUUUAAAACUACUUACAAACCAGCAUUAUUUAUGUGCAGAGUUCAACACUAAAAGCGUUACUCUCGUAAUUUACGAAGUGGGGAUUUGACGUUUGGUUUCAGAUAGAAUUGCUAACAGAUUUCUCUUAAAAUGUGAAAGAAUAUUUAUUCUUCCUACUGAAGUAUUGAAGUACUUUGUUUUAUUAUUUUUAUACAAUUGACUCAUUCGUUGAGAUAAUGCUCAGAGAGUUGACUGCUGAUAAUGGAUCAGAUUUUUUGGAGUUAUCUCCCUUAGAACAUAUAUCAAAACGACUACAAAAAUCACCAGUACUGUUUUCAGGAUGGAGUUUUGUGAUAACCGAUUACGUCUGAAAUUUAUGAUUAUGAAUUUAAUCUAACACAAAACAACUAACAGCAGCUGAAAGGUUAAUUAAAUUUUUGUUGUUUUAAUUUUACUGGUCAAUUGCUUAGAACAAUAUGAAAGAGACUAGAAAAGUCACCUAGGCCACUGUGAUGACUGAUUAUGCGUGAAAACAAACAAAAUUAACAACUGCUGAAUGGAGAAUUAAAUUUUUGUUAUUUUAAUGUGUAAAUGCUGAUUAUCAAAUGCUAAUUUUUAAAAAUGUGCUAUCUAUUAGCAUAAAAGAUUGCUCAACAACUAUUUUUAUCACUACAGUAUAAAAUUAUCUGUGUAAACUUUGACUUGCAUCAAAACAUGAAAACAGGCUCUACAUUUAUGAAUUGUGUACUUCACAGUGUCCAGUGAUGUUUACUGAAAAACAAAAGCAUUUUUGACAGCAUAAACCAACAUUUAUUGCCUAGGCACACCAAAGUGGUAAAAAUAUUGUAUUAUUUUAUUUAGUUAAAAAAUAGGUAGGUUCUAGUUAUUUUCAAUGACUUUAGAAUAUCUUUUAGUAUCUGAAUAGAAAAUUCUAAAUUGAUUUUGAUAUUGUGUACAGAUAUGUCCUAGGCUAAAAUACAUCUUGGAUAAGUGUACAGAUAAAUUCAAAUAAAAAUCUUUGAUUCAUUUAUAUGGAGAGAUGGUAAAUUGAAUGGGAUAUUGUAAUCAUUGUCUAUAAGUGCUUAGCACUCAACAUUCAGUGAGUUUGAUUGAUUGAAUAUUUGAAUAUUCUUGUUGAAAUACAUGUAUGUUAAAUCCUUUAGAGGCAUUUAGUAACUGGAUAAAGCAACAAACUAUAACAUAUACUUAUGGAAAAGAAUUAUUUAUUUUGAAAAUGUUGAAAUAACACUCUUCGAAAUGUUGCCAAACUAAAUUGUACUUGCAUAAGUACGGGUUACAGUUUAUUACAGUAUGUUGUUGUCAUGCUAAACCGUCCAUUCCAUUGUGAUAAUAUAUCUUAAGUGUGUGGGUUAAGAUAAAAAUUAUAUUUUAAUAUUAUAUUAAGUAUAUAAAAAUGCUUUUAUUACAAAGUCUCUUAAUUUGACUACUGAAAUUUGAAAAAAUAGACUGCUGAAUUGUUAAACAUACAUUAUGCAAGAGCUAAAUCUGCCUCUUGCAGGUCUUUCUUUAGGCCUGAAAUGUUAUCUAAAUUAUUAAUUAGACAUUAAUUAACUUAUCCAGACCAUAAUCAACUUGCGAUGUCAUCGCUAGCCUGCGAAAUUUACUGGAUUAUGAUCCGAUUUGCUUCAUGUUUUUUUAUCGUACCAACUUUAGUAAUGAUGAUUGAGGCUAGGCAGAAAAUUUAAUCGCUAAAUUCUCAGUUCAGAGUGUAUCAAUUUGACUGAAAUUUUCAGCAUAUUCCCUUUACAUUAUCUAUUUUUGAACUAUUAUUGUGAGAACUGCCAGCUCUUUACCUAAUCUCCCAUAAUGUAUCUUUAAAUGAUAAACUAUAAUUAAAAUGUUAAUUUAAUUUUUAUUUCUUGCAUAUAAUUAAUAUUUAGAUUAAAGGAUUUAAAUUUUAAUUUUGAUAAAAUGUGAAUCCCAUUCUCCGAAUAGGAUUAAUGAAUAUUUUAAUAAUCUUUAUUUUUUAUAAGUAAGAAUCCCAGUUAUUAGUCUUAGUUUCCUGGGACAUUGUUUAAUUUGGAUUUCUGGGAUUAUAUUACUCUAAUUAUUUUCUAAUAAAGUCAGCAUGACACUGAUCAUGAUAUUAGAUGUUCCUACAAACUUGUCUACAGUGAAAAUAAUUUAUCUAUGAAUUAUCAAAAUAAAUUUGGCUGUGCAAUUCUUAAUAUCGCAUAGCAGCUAUUUCCAUUUUUACACCCCUGGUUCUAAUUGGACAUAAAAUCCCCAACAUGCCAGUAUGAAGGUUAAAUAUAGUGUUUUUAUAACCAUAUACAAUGAAAAGUACCGUUAUUAAAAAUAAUUUUUGGUGCAAUAAUUAUUCAAAUCUAUUUAUUCAAGCUUAAAUUACAUUCAUUUAAAUUAAAGCUAACAUUGGUUUCUAUUGGAUUACAUGCCUGUAUUACACUGUCAUCCUAAGUGUCCUAAGUAAAUGAAGUUAAAAUAAUUCCAUCUUUUGCCUACAAGCUAUAAGGCCAUUUUUUUUAUACUGAAUGCCCUUAAAGAUGCAUUAUGCAAGAGCUAAAUCUGCUUAAUGCAGAUUCUUGUUUGGCCUCAAAUGUUAUAUAAAUCAUUAAUUAGACACUUAUUCACAUGCCAAUCUCAUAAUCAACGCUCUAGACCAUCGGUUGCUUUUGAUUUUCAACGGAUUUUAACAAGAUUGUUAGUUAAUGAUUUAAUUAAAAAACUGGAUAAUUGAGACUUUUUUUUUUAGUAUUGAAACAACGGUAGCAAUGACAAUCGAGACUCUACUGUUCUUCUAACGGCAAUAACUCCACUCAAUAACUCCACUUAGAAUGAAGUAAUUUGACUGAAAUUUUCAAAAUAUUCCCCUUUUUUUUUCUUUUUUUUUUAAACUAUUAUGCCGACAACUGUCAGCUCUUUAUCUAAAUCUUACAUAAUGCAUCUUUAAUUACAAUCUUUAUAUUAAAAUAUAACGUGAAUGACCUGACUUGUUGCUUUAAAUGAUAAAACUGCUUGUUUAUAUUGUUAUUAGCUAUUAAUGUUAUUAAAUAUGUUAUCAGCCCAGUAAUAACAGAAAGAAUAUGAUAUUAUAAUAAUUAAGUUAAAGUAUUUAUUUGUUAUUAGCCUCUUCGAAGACCAUGUUUUAUUAAGUCAGCUUUUUUUAUUAAUGUGGAUGAUUUGAGACUAGUCUAAACUGUCUAAAUGUAUGUUAAUGUAUAUUGUAGUUGAUGAAAUCUCCACACAAAUCUAAAUAUGGUUGUUUGUUUUUAUUUAUAUAUAACUUGUUUGCUGUGAGGUAAUGUGUUACCUAAUACUGAUUCAUAUACAAGAGAUAUUGAUUAAAUGCUGAUAAACUGAGGUAGAUUAGAGCCAGUAAUGAGCCAGAUUAUUAGAUAUUGUAUAAUUACCGGAUUAUCUGUUAUUAAUAUAUUUUAUUCGUAUUAUUGGCUAUCAAAGACUUAGCGUGGUUAUUUACAAGGUGAUUUUGCCUUAUAAAUAAGCUUUUGUCUCAAGUAUUAAAAUUAUUGGGAACUGUAAUUCAGUAGUAAGUAGUUUCUGUUAUGAAUUAUCUAAUUAUAGUCAUGUGGCUUAAUGUUAAUGACAUAAUAUAGUAAUUAAACAUACAUUGUGCUAGAGCUAAAUCUGCCUAUUGGAGGUCCUUCUUUAGACCUGAAAUGUUAUCUAAAUUAUUAAUUAGACAUUAAUUAAAUUAUCCAGACCAUAAUCAACUCUCAAUGCCAUCGCUAGCCUGCAAUAUUUAGAAAAUUGGAAUACAUUUUUUAAAAAAUACUUAAACAAAAAAAAUGGAUUAUUGAGACUUUGUUUUUUAUGGUACCGACUUUAGUAACGAUGAUCGAGACUAGCCUAAAAUUCAAAAGCUUAUUUUAUUUACAUUAUUUAGUUUUUAACUAUAGCCAGAAUUGUCAACUCUUUAUCUAAUCUCCCAUAAUGCCCCUUUAAGGACAUAAUAAGAUAAUUAAUGAAGUUAUCUUGUACUUAAUUAGAGGUAGAAGCUAAUCAGUCUAAUUAGUUGUCUUUUGGAAUGAAAAUAAUACCAAUUAAUUAUGGAAAUAACGGUUGUUUCUUUCCUUAAAUAAAGGUUUAUUACCAAAAUGUAGUCAGAUCAGAUUGAUCUGGAAGUUUAACUCAGACAAGGAAAACAUUACCAUAUUUUGAAAAUUGAUAACAGAUACAAGCUUAAGGUUGUUCUUUGAAUUUUAUUUUUUUUAAAAAUAUUUUAUCAGUUAUACAUUCAGGAAUUCUGAAUGGUUGCAGAUCGGUUGGGGUGGGUAUUGGGCAAAAUAUGUGAAAGUCACUUGAAGGCAAAUCAGAUAAGAUUCUGUUCUGUCAAUACUGGUAAAUUAAGCCAAUAUUGGUGAAGUAAAGUCAUAUGACUGAUAAUCCAAAUAUUGGGUAUAGACAUCCCAACACUGUACGCCAUGUUGUUAUAAAAAUGUUGAGCUUCUCAUUUGUUUAUUUAUAUUUUGUUUUUAAAUUAUGUCAAACUUAAAGAAGCUAAACCUCUUUGAUUUAAGUCAAAAUAUGGUAUCGAUUUGGGUUGGUCUAAUGUGUUAUAGGCCUGUCCUUUAAACUUUUGGGGGGGUUGGAUAGCCGAAUGGUUAGCACGCGCGCGCUGUAUCAUAUGGUCUGUCAUUGAGUCAACUGGCGGGGUUUCGAUCCCUGGUUGUAGGUGACAAGGAGUAGGGUCGCCUGUCCAACCUCGUGGGUUUUCUCCGGGUCCUCCGGUUUCCUCCCACUGCUAAAGACCCCUACGCGCAAGCGAAUUAUUGAAAUAAAAAAAUAAACCAUAUGUUAGUUCCGAAGUGACCUAGUUUGUGUCGAGUGGACGUUAAACCCCAUUUCUCUCUCUCUUUAAACUUUUGUUUUCAUAUCUCACAAUACAAAUCCAUAUAUAAAAUCCUAUGGAAUCAGCUAUUUUGUUUCUGGCCUGGAUCAAAGAGGGAGCGCCAAUUUAAGAUGUGUAUAAUAUUAUUUUUUUACUAUUUAUUGUUAUUGUAAAUAUUUGUAUAUACUUUUCUUAUUAUUAAUUUCCCAAUAAAUCCAUGGAGUACAAGUAUUAGUCAAUACCAUUUAUAUUAGAUUGUUGUACUCAAAAAAUAA
Patella vulgata (common limpet) is the source of this 7178-nucleotide messenger RNA. RefSeq names its product leucine-rich repeat-containing protein 56. The coding region runs from base 304 to 2088 and encodes 594 amino acids. Gene Ontology annotation, molecular function: protein binding. The transcript is spliced from 12 exons. The record is from RefSeq and is a predicted model, not a curated record. Lineage: Eukaryota; Metazoa; Mollusca; Gastropoda; Patellidae.